Messenger RNA from Pogoniulus pusillus (Red-fronted tinkerbird), 13350 nucleotides. RefSeq names its product ATP binding cassette subfamily A member 12 (gene ABCA12). Gene Ontology annotation, biological process: transmembrane transport; lipid transport. Lineage: Eukaryota; Metazoa; Chordata; Aves; Piciformes; Lybiidae. The record is from RefSeq and is a predicted model, not a curated record. Gene Ontology annotation, cellular component: membrane; intracellular membrane-bounded organelle. Gene Ontology annotation, molecular function: ATP hydrolysis activity; lipid carrier activity; ABC-type transporter activity. Bases 1 to 11961 code for a protein of 3986 amino acids. The transcript has 54 exons.
AUGGCUGCGCUCUCCCAGCACUUGAGGAUCCUGCUGUGGAAGAACUGGCUGAGUGUCAAGAGGCAGCCGGUAUGGUCGUUCAUUUUAAUUUCCUGGCCUGUGGUUGUUUUCAUAAUCUUGGCCAUUAUCCGUCUCAAAUUCCCUCCAGAACCACAGCCAAACUGUUACCUUGCACCUCGAAACCUUCCCAGCGCAGGGUUCUUCCCGUUCCUGCAAACUGUGCUGUGUGAUUCAGAUGCCAGAUGUAAAGGCACACCAUACGCACCAGAAGAUCUGCUGCCAAGACUUAAUGACAUCUCAUCUCUCAGACUUAAGCGGAAAAGCUCAUCCAGUGUGGCCAAGGACAACCAUCCAUUGCCAUGGAGUGCAGAGGUUCCAAAAAGCAGGAACAUUUCACUGGCAUUUGGGGAUUUCGUAUCUCAUGGAGAAAAACCCUUCUGGAAUAUUUCAUCACCAUCCAAUUUGACUUCCAGCAUCCACAUGUUCAACAAAAUCCUCAGUUUUGGGAAGAGCCAGACCCAAUAUUCAACUGCAGCAAAUCUCAAAGUCAUUCUGUGUGAGGUCUUGUCACGAUACAUAGCACAUCCUGACCUCAGUGAGGAGAAGAUGGCAGCCAACAUCCACCAGACAUUCUGCUUUACUGACUCAUCCCUUUUAGAGUCAUUUACCCAGGAAUUCAGAAAUCAGCUCUCUCAAGUGCAACACAACCCACAGUACCAGGCAACAUUUGUCCAUGAAAUGGUCUCGUUCCUCACACUCAUCUCCCAAGUGCAGAAUGACAAGUCCCUGUGGCAUCUCCUUUUGCUGGCCCCAGAUGUCUUUCAGGGCAGCAUGCAACUGCAAGACGUGAUUGAUUUCCUUCAGAAUCCAAGAAGUACUGUGCUGCCAGCUCAGAAUGCCUCUGCAUCACUUGUGGCUGAUGAUAGAUUCCAAACUGUUCACAGUGGGAUUACAGAUCCUCCAUAUUACCUGAACUGUUCAGAGCAAGAUAAAGAAAAAUAUGUGGUGACCAGACACAUUUGCAAUCUCUUUAACUGGACAGACAACUGGACUUCACUGUCUGAACUGGAGGAAGUUCUGAGAAAAAUAAAGUCACCAGAGAUUGGUGGAAAAGUCUCCAAGAGGUCCAUUAAUUCCGGUGAUUUAGAAGCCAUACAAAACUCUCUACAUCGUUUAAAAGGCUUUGAGAAGAAAAUGAAUAGAAGUGAAUUAAAAAUCUUAAAUCUAUUCACAAAUUUGAAGAAUGAAACAUUACAGAAAUUGUAUGCAAUUCUUGAACUGGGAAUGAAUCCACAUCGUGAUUAUAAAUUAAGAGAAGCAUAUAAUAAGGAAAUAAUUGAUGAAAUCUAUAACUUCACAUCUCUGCAAUUACAGAGUGACUUUAAUGGUACUUCCAUUUUCAAUAUAAUGACCCAGUGGAAAGAAAUUCAGAGUGCUUUAAAAUUAGCUCCAAUGAUUUGGAAUCCAGUUCUGUUAAAUAAUUCCAAUUUUAGCACAACUCAAAUUGAGGAGUCUCUCAAAAUGUUGCUCUCCAAGAGCGUGCCAUCAUCUCUGGAAGACUUCAGAGGGCAUUUAAAUGGAAUGGAAGAAAUACCAUCGUUGUUUUCUGAUUAUCUGCUUCAGCCUUUGUCCUACAGGAACUUUCCAGACCAGCUCCUAGCUCUCCAGAAGAUUUUUUUUAUAAUGACAGACACCAGCAUAGGUUAUCAGUACCUACUGAUGCCUGUGAUUGAACUGAUGCGGAAGGUAGAAAGCUCCAUGGGUGAAGCCUGGAGGGAUGAGCUGAAUGUCUAUUGGCGUCUUGGGGAAAAGCUGAGAUCAAUGAAGUGGAACAACACAGGAAUCAUAGCCUACAGGCAGUUCUUAGAGGUAUUAACCACUCAUUUAAAAAAGCUGAAUAACAAUUCAAGUAGUGUUUCCAGUGCACAAUUGGAUCAACUGUCAGAACUUAUAACAGCCGUGUUUAAAGAGUUUGGGGAAAAGUCUGAAGUAGCCAAUAUCUCACUAGUCCUUCAAGCCAUACAAAAGACCUUGCACAUAUUAAAAGACUUAAUGCUAAAUUAUAAUGUCAGUAAAUUACAAUCUAUAGAUCUUUUCUUUAAUUUUGACAAUAAAACCUCUGAGAACCUGGCUGAAUUUCUCAAGGCAGGAUUGAAAAUCCUUCAUUAUAUAAGUGCUGGCAAAGCUUCCAGUGAAGAAAUAAUUAAUCCUAUCUAUAACUUAACACACCUUCUACUGCAGGAGUUCAACCACUCUUCCUUACGGGACAGUACUUUUGUAGAUGUGAAGAUUUGGGACUUCUUGCAUACAGCCCUGAGUCCUUUCCUUCAGAAGAUCUUCAGUGGUUAUGGAGCAAUCCAUAACUGCUCUGCUGAGGAUGUGCUCCAUGUGACACUUGAGAUGCUCUUUGAAAAUGCCACUCUGAGUGAGUCCUUAGCAGGCAGCCCUUGCAAACCUUUCUUUGAUGCCAUGGGCAUGGAGGGUGCAACAAUGCACAACGACACCUUUACAGAAAUGUUCCAGCUUGCCAUAACAAACCUGAAACUGUCUCCAGAGUUUGCUGCUGUCUACAAGAGUGGCAGUGAACACUUUUCCAAGGAGCUGUCUUGCACUGUUCAGGCUCUGCAGUCUUCUCUGCAUUUCCUCUCCAAAUUAAACCUUGUCUCUGAGCUGGAAACCUCUUGGGUGGAGGAGCAGUUGAGAAUUCUGACUGUUGUCACAGAGGGGCUGCUGCAGAGUAAUGUUUCCUGCUCAGUCCCAGUCCCUGAUGUGGAUGGCAUGCUCCCAUCUCAGCUUUUGGACAUGGUUCUUCCUUUCACGGUGAAUGAAGAAGUGUUGAACUCCUUAAAUUCCUCUGACAGCUUGGCAGACUGGCAUAGGCUGCCUGUGCUUUCCCCUCUGCUACCAACUCUUCCCAUUAGGAACAGCAGUAUAGAUGAACUGAUACAGGAGGGCAGAAGGGCUUCCAGCCAGUUGGACUGGGCACGUUUCUCACAGCUGUGGCAUGCCACUGGCAACAUGUUGACCACCAAAUGGAACAUAACAGAAGUGAGUGAAUAUGUGAAACUCCUGGAAAUGAUGAAGAAAGCCCUAAUUCUUGUGGACUUUGGAGUAGCUCCUGGAAAGACAAUAGUACACCAGAUCUUUCAUAAUUCUAGCAGAGGAAUUAAAUCCUCGGAUCUGAAUUACUUGUAUAAUUCAUUAAAGCUCUUUUUCAAUUCAAGUUCUGCCACAAACAGCACACUGGACUUGGAAAGCCUGCUUCAAGAAAUAUUCUCACUGUAUGAAGCUGGUGGUGAAGGAUUGUUCUAUGCUAGCCCCUACAGAGAAGAAAAUCAUGAUGUUCUAACUAUGGCUGCAGUGAUUUGGAACCAGACAAUGUUAAACAGGGCUCAUUUUAGUACAGAGGAAGCAUGGGAGAUUAUCAAAAUGAUUGCACUUGAUGCCAUCUCACUUGAAAACAUUGCAGAUUAUCUCAGUACAAAUGAAGAAGUGUCAUCAUUAUUUUCUGACUUCUUGUUGACCCCUGUGACUUCUGAAAAUUUUGCAGAACAUCUCUUGGCCCUUGAUCAGCUUCUUGCUGCCAUGUCAGAGGUGAAUACCAGUGAUCAUUAUCUACUGAUCUCUUCUUUGGCUAAGCUAAUGAAAAAACUCCAGAAUUCCCCUCUGAUAAGGCAGAGACAUGGACUUCAUGUGUUCUGGCAUAUAGCUGAAGUGCUUCAGCCUGUAAGCUGGAAUAUUACAGACAAUCUGACUUCUCAGUCACUCUUAGACAUACUGCAAAAUCAGUUCAGUACCAUAAACAAUGACUCCAGUCUUCCUUUCAGCAAGGAACUGAGAGAAGUGAUAAACUUCCUAUCCUCCAUGCUUGAGCUGUAUGGUGAAGAAGAUUCCAGAGGAGCCAAUGUGUCCAUAUACUUGCAGGCCAUGCAAAGGAGUAUCUUAAUUUUAAAAGAUUUGCAGAGAAGGUAUAAUAUCAGUGAGCUUGAAACCAUCAGCCUAUUGCUUGAUUAUUACAGUAUCUAUACACAGAAACUGAUUGAAAUAUGGAGAGCAGGAAUGAAAGUGCUUCACGACACCAAUCUAAACAAAACAGCUGAAGAAAAAAUGGGCAUUGUCUAUAAUUUCUCACAUUUUCUGCUGCAGAAUGAGUUCAUCCACUCUUCCUUAUGGGACAGUACUUUUGUAGAUGUGAAGAUUUGGGACUUCUUGCAUACAGCCCUGAGUCCUUUCCUUCAGAAGAUCUUCAGUGGUUAUGGAGCAAUCCAUAACUGCUCUGCUGAGGAUGUGCUCCAUGUGACACUUGAGAUGCUCUUUGAAAAUGCCACUCUGAGUGAGUCCUUAGCAGGCAGCCCUUGCAAACCCUUCUUUGAUGCCAUGGGCAUGGAGGGUGCAACAAUGCACAAUGACACCUUUGCAGAAAUGUUCCAGCUUGCCAUAACAAACCUGAAACUGUCUCCAGAGUUCGCUGCUGUCUACAAGAGUGGCAGUGAACACUUUUCCAAGGAGCUGUCUUGCACUGUCCAGGCUCUGCAGUCUUCUCUGCAUUUCCUCUCCAAAUUAAAUCUUGUCUUUGAGCUGGAAAAUUCUUGGGUGGAGGAGCAGUUGAGAAUUCUGACUGUUGUCACAGAGGGGCUGCUGCAGAGUAAUGUUUCCUGCCCAGUCCUGGUCUCUGAUGUGGAUGGCCUGCUCCCAUCUCAGCUUUUGGACAUGGUUCUUCCUUUCACGGUGAAUGAAGAAGUGUUGAACUCCCUAAAUUUUUCCAGUGGCUUAGCAGGCUGGAAUAACCUCUCCACACUCUUUAGUCUAGCACAGAAUGAGGUCUACCUGAACACCUUAGUGCAGAGUCUCCAAAGUGCUUUCAACCUCACCAAAUGGAGGUAUUACUCCAGCAUCUGGGAUGUGAUUGACAGUUUCUUAGACACUGAAAGGGAUCAAACUGAAGCAGCUGCCUUUGCAAAGUUGUUGGAAGCAGUGGCAGACAACUCUGCCAACGAUUUGUCAGCUGCAGACAUUGUAGAAGCCAGUCUCUACAUUCUCAGGAGACUGAACUUCUCUGAACUGCUAAGUGAAUUUAAUAUAAGUUCCAGUUUGCCUUUACUCUCCAGCAAAACUGUUCUUGACAGUGUGAUUGAUGUUGUCGCUCAUCACUUCCUUGUCGUGACGGAAACCCUGUACAACAAGACUCUACCUUGGACUCAGAGUGACAAAAGUCUGUCCCCAACCAGUUUAAUCACACGAUUUUUGUUUUUAGAGUUUGAAAACACCAUCUUACAGGUGACAGUCAAUAGCAGCUAUCACCCCUACCUGAUGUGUUUAAUAAAUGCCACCAAAGAUGAAGACAGCAAAUUGACAGCAAACAUCACACUGCUUUUGAAGCAAGCUCGUCUGAAAAAGAACUCUUUUAUGCAAAGUAAUACCUCUGAGAAACAUUCAUCCAUACCAGAGCUACUGAAACUAAAAAUCUCUCGCCUCCGGGAUCUGACAACACUUCUUUGUGACUAUGAGAGCUUUAAGUCAGUGCAGCAUAUCUGCCAUCUCCCUGAUGUUAGCUUUGGAGAGCUGUGUGAACAAAGCCAAUCUCAUGAGCAGCUCCUCCGUGCUAUUGAAGUGAGCAAUCAGGUUGUGACCGAUGUACUGAACCACAGAAGAAUCUUCCAAGAGCUUCAAACUGUAUUGAUUGGGGAUGCCACAAACAUCCAGACACAAAUGAAAUGGUUUCAAGAAAAUGUACCAGAAAUUGCUUUGUUUCAAGAGAUUCCUCGGUAUGUUACUGCUUUGAAUUCCAUGUUGAAUGUCACUGAAAACUUAAAGGAUUCUAGCAAGCAAGUAAAGUUAGGAGAUGUCAUUAAAAAUGUGGACCAGCUCAAAGAGGAUCUCAGAAAUGCAACAAGAAUGUCUGUAGCCAGUAUUGAUGCUCUUCUGGAAGCCUCUCUCCCAGAAAACAGCAGUCAGCUCAUUUCUGAGAUUCUCCAGCUGGAGUCUUGUAGCAUGCGUCCUGCCGACCCUCAGCUGCAAAUAGUAGUGGAGGAGUUCUGCAACCUCUCUCUUUCAGAGAGGACUUGUGAGACAUACAUCCUGGGAGUCACCCUGUUACGACACUUAGACAUUUACAAUUUCUUAUACAAGAUGUUUUUCCCUAAGGAACUUCAGCAGCCCCUGGAUGAGAUGUUAGGCCUGUUGACAAAAGUGAAGUAUUUCAGACACCAGGUUGAAUCCAGUGUUGAUCCACUGUUACAAGCUAUUCAUUCACUGAAAAAGCUCCGUCAGUCUAGAAAUGUGCCACUGACUAAGGCAUUGUUUAAACCAAACAAUGUUAAGAUAACACAUGGCACAUUUAAGUCCAUGUCUAAAGUCCUCUGCAACCAGGAGAUCACACCUCUGUUUUUUGAGUCCUUGCUUCCAGAUUUUGGAGACCCUGUAAGCAACAAUUCUUCUAUGGAGGAUGUCUAUGUCAAAAAGAUGGUGGCAAAAUAUGGGAUUCCUCAAGACACCACACCGUUUUGCUUAUCCUUUUACCUGGACCUGGUCAAGACCCCAACUGGAGCUUUAAUUUGGUCUUUUUUGAAACCAAUGGUGCUUGGGAAGAUUCUUUAUACACCAGAUACAAUAGAAACUCGAGCAAUCAUGGGAAAGUCUAAUGCAACGCUGGAGCAGAUGGCUGAUCUAGCCCUGAAGUCCCAGGAGUGGUUGGACAAGUCUCCUGUCGUCAUGAAUUCGCUGACUAAGUUAAACCAGACAGUUCCAAUGAUCAAGAACACCCUGCAGAAUCCCUUUGUGCAGGUGUUUAUCAAGCUGAUGGUGGAUUUGGAUGCAGCUGAGCUGCUGAGUCAGAUUAACAAACUGGAUGAUAUUCGACUGGAGCUACAGAACAACUCUGACAUUGUCGAUCAGCUGAACACAUUAGCUACUCUUGCUGUGAACGUGUCCUCCUGUGUCUCAUUUAAUCGUAUUCAGGCAGUCAAAAGCUUAGAGGAGAUGGAAAUGGUGGCUAAAGAGCUCUUUCUGAAGAACGAGCUUUUUGCAAGUAUCAUUUUCAAGCUACCCUCAAGUCGUAGCAGCCCUGGGCACUCCAUUUAUGGGGAUCUGGUCCUCCCUCCUGUGCUCAACUACACCAUCCGAAUGAGCAGCAGAAUCACACAAACCACCAACAGAAUAAGGGAGCGCAUCUGGACUGUGGGUCCGCACAACUCUACCUCGCAGAGCCAGAUUUACAGCCGGGCAUUUAUUUACAUCCAGGACAGCAUUGAAAGAGCCAUUAUUGAAUUACAGACUGGCAAGAAACCAGAGGAAAUAGCUGUUCAAGUCCAGGCCAUGCCUUACCCCUGCUACAAUAAGGAUAUGUUCUUAACCAGCGUGACCUACUCCCUUCCAUUUGCUCUGAUGGCUGCCUGGGUGCUGUUUAUAGCUGAUUUUGUUAAAACACUUGUUCAAGAGAAAGAUCUGAGGCUUUAUGAGUACAUGAAAAUGAUGGGUGUUAAUGCCAGCAGCCAUUUCAUCGCCUGGUUCAUAGAGUGUGCCGUCUUCCUUCUAAUUACCGUCACCUUCCUCAUCGUUGUUCUAAAAGUGGGCGACAUCCUUCCCAAAACAAACACAGCACUCCUGUUCCUGUACCUUAUGGACUACAGCCUGUCCAUCAUAGCCAUGAGCUACUUCAUCAGUGUUUUCUUCAAUAACACCAACAUAGCAGCCUUGGUGGGCAGUCUUGUGUACAUCCUCACCUUCUUUCCUUUCAUCGUGUUGCUUGUCAUCGAGAAUCAUUUGAGCUUCUCUGUGAAGAGCCUACUGAGCCUGUUGUCUCCAACUGCGUUCAGUUAUGCAAGCCAAUACAUUGCUCGAUAUGAGGCACAAGGUGUAGGUCUGCAGUGGGACAACAUGUAUAAGUCUCCAAUGAUUGGAGACAACACUUCCUUUGGCUGGAUGUGCUGGCUCAUUCUGAUAGACUCUUUCAUCUACUUCAUUCUGGGAUGGUAUAUAAGGAAUGUUUUUCCAGGUAGAUACGGCAUGGCUGCUCCCUGGUAUUUCCCAUUGCUUCCAUCUUACUGGAUUGAAUACAACAGUUACCUUCCUUUCUGGAAUGAGAAACGAAGAGGCCUCCUCUCCAAGCUGAUGUUAAGGAAAGAAGCCACUCUCAACAAUAAAAUAUGUGCUGCAUCACCUCACCUGGAACCAGAUCCCACUGAUCUCACUUUGGGAGUUGCCCUUCAUGGCAUAACAAAGAUUUAUGGAUCCAAAGCUGCAGUGGACAACCUCAGCCUCAACUUCUACGAAGGCAAUAUCACUUCCCUGCUGGGACACAAUGGAGCCGGGAAAACUACGACCAUAUCUAUUUUGACUGGGCUGUUCCCUACAUCAUCAGGUACUAUCUUCGUGUAUGGCAAAGACAUCAGGACUGACCAGGAAGUUAUCAGGAAGAACAUGGGGGUGUGCAUGCAGCACAAUGUUCUUUUUAACUACCUCACCACAAAGGAACACCUGCUGCUCUAUGGGUACAUCAAAGUCCCUCACUGGAGUAAACAGGAGCUCUACCAAGAAGUGAAGAGGACUUUGAAGGAGACUGGACUGUACAGCCAUCGUCACAAGCUGGCUGGCUCCCUCUCAGGGGGAAUGAAGAGGAAGUUAUCUAUAGCUAUUGCUCUCCUGGGUGGAUCAAGGGUGGUGAUACUAGAUGAACCAACCACAGGGGUGGAUCCAUGCUCUCGAAGAAGUAUUUGGGAAAUUAUCUCCAAGAACAAAAAAGGCAGAACCAUCAUUCUCUCAACACAUCACUUGGAUGAAGCAGAAGUUCUGAGUGACCGAAUCGCCUUCCUAGAGCAUGGAGGGCUCAAAUGCUGUGGCUCUCCAUUCUACCUCAAGGAAACUUUUGGUGAUGGAUACCACCUGACACUCACAAAAAAAAAGAACAUGAUAGAAGAGUGUGACACCACAGCAGUGACCUCGCUGAUCCAGUCUCACCUCCCAGAAGCUUAUCUCAAGGAGGAUAUUGGUGGAGAGCUUGUGUAUGUGCUUCCUCCCUUCAAGUCCACAGUCUCAGGAGCCUACCAGGCUCUUCUCAGAGCCCUUGAUACCAGCUUGAGUGAUCUCCACCUUGGUUGCUAUGGGAUUUCAAACACAACUGUGGAAGAGGUGUUUCUCAAUCUGACAAAAGACCUAGUGAAGAACCCACAAGAAGAUGCUGAACUGCCCCAAGAGCUGCCUGGAGCCAGUGGUCAGAUUGGUGGUGAUGAAAUGUCUAUGAGCACAGAUACCUUCACAGAAAGAGAUGAUCAGCUCCUGAUCAGAUCAAAAAGCCUGCAGGGUUUGCCGUUGCUGCUGAAGAAGACAUCAGCUUUAUUCGUUAAGAGAUUCCACCAUACCCGUCGGGAUGUCAGAGGCUUCAUUGCUCAGGUCAUCCUCCCAGUCCUCUUCGUGACAGCUGCGAUGGGGCUGGGGACACUGAGAACUAAGGAGACCGAAUAUCCUGAACUGCUUCUUUCCCCCUCUCUGUAUGGCACAUCUGACCAGGCAGACUUCUUUGGGAAUUUUAAUGAAACCACAGAUGCUUUAGUUGCUUCAAUGCUUGCUUUCCCUGGAACAGAUAACACAUGCAUGAAUGAAAGCAAUUCGCAGUGUUUAAAGGAGGACAUGCUCGGCCAGUGGAUUACAAGUGGAAACGAGAGAACUAAGUACUCUGCCUGCAACUGCACACAUGGAAUCCAGACGUGCCCACAGACAAACUACACUCCCCCUCACAGAAGGACCUUCUCCACACGGACACUCUACAAUCUUACAGGGCACAAUGUGGAGACCUACAUUCUGGCAACUGCCAAAGACUUCCUGCAGAAACGAUAUGGUGGCUGGAGCUUUGGACUGCCAUUAACAAAAGAUCUCCAGUUCGAUAUCAAGCCAGUGCCCCCCAACAGAACGUUGACUAAGGUGUGGUAUAAUCCCGAAGGUUAUCACAGCCUUCCAGCCUAUCUCAACAGCUUGAACAACUUCAUUCUUCGAGCUAACUUGCCAAAAAAUGAGACUUCUAGAUAUGGUAUUUUCUUAUCUGCUCACCCAUAUCCUGGAGGACAGAGUCAAGAACAAGUCAUGCUCAACAGCUUACUUGACAUCAUAGUUUCCAUGUCUGUUUUGGUUGGCUACUCUAUCACAACAGCAAGCUUUGUGCUCUAUGUGGUAAAAGAACAUCAAACCAAAGCCAAGCAGCUGCAGCAUAUUUCAGGCAUUGGGAUGACAAGCUAUUGGGUGACAAACUUCAUUUAUGAUCUGGUGCUUUUCAUGGUCCCCAUUGGCCUCUCAGUAGGAGUUAUUUCAUCCUUCCAGAUACCAGCUUUCUGCAAUGACAGUAACUUACUGGCAGUGUUUCUUCUGCUUCUACUGUUUGGAUACGCAACGUUUUCGUGGAUGUACCUGCUGGCUGGGGUGUUCAAAGAAACAGGGAUGGCCUUCAUCGUUUAUGUCUGUGUCAACUUGUUCUUUGGCAUCAAUACCAUCAUCACACACUCGGUUGUAUUUCUGCUCUCCCAGGAGAAAGCCACGGACCAGGGCUUGCGUGACCUCGCUGAAAACUUAAGGCAUGCCUUCCUUCUGUUCCCACAAUUUUGCUUUGGCUAUGGCUUGAUUGAACUGUCACAGGAUCAGGCACUGCUGGGCUUCUUGAAAGCCUAUGGAGUGGACUACCCUGACAAAACCUUUGAGCUGGACAAAACCACAUCCAAGCUACUUGCCAUGUUUAUCCAGGGCACUGUGUUUAUUGUCAUUCGUCUUACAGUUCAAGACAGGAUGAUUCAGAGAGUCUGGAACAACACACUAGAGUACCUGUUUGACAGAGUACAUGGCAAAAUAUCACUUCUUCCACCUGUGGCUGAAGAGGAUGGGGACGUCCAAGCAGAAAGGGUCAGAGUGGAAUCUGGCAAAGCUGACUUUGAUGUGGUGCAGCUCCAGAAUCUGACAAAGAUCUAUCACUUUCCUCACAAACGCAUUGUGGCUGUGAAAAACAUCAGCCUGGGCAUUCCUGCUGGAGAGUGCUUUGGCUUGCUUGGUGUGAACGGAGCUGGAAAAACGACCAUCUUUAAGAUGCUGACAGGUGAUAUCGGAGCAUCCAAUGGAAGGCUGAGGAUCCAGGAUCAUUCUGGGUCCUUGAAUGACAUUAAUGAGGCCCACUGGUCACUCUUUGGCUACUGCCCUCAAGAAGAUGCCUUGGAUGACUUGCUGACAGUGGAAGAGCAUAUGUAUUACUAUGCUAGGCUCCAUGGUAUUCCAGAGAGAGAGAUCAAAGGAGUUGUACUCCAGCUUCUCCACCGGUUGAAUCUGAUGGCCUACAAGGACAGAGUCACCUCUAUGUGCAGUUAUGGCACCAACAGAAAAUUAUCGACUGCUCUGGCUCUCAUUGGGAAUCCAUCAAUUCUGCUGCUGGAUGAACCAAGCUCUGGAAUGGAUCCGAAUGCUAAACGCCACCUUUGGAAAAUCAUCAGUGAGGAAGUGCAGAACAAGUGCUCAGUGAUACUCACAUCCCACAGCAUGGAAGAAUGUGAAGCCCUCUGUACCAGGCUGGCUAUUAUGGUGAAUGGGAGUUUUCAGUGCAUUGGCUCUUUGCAGCACAUCAAGAGCAGGUUUGGAAGAGGAUUCACUGUGAAGAUGCAUUUAAACAGCAACACAGUUUGCACUGAGGCACUGACAGAGUUCAUGAAGUCACACUUUCCAAAUACGUGCCUGAAGGAUCGGCAUUUCAACAUGGUGGAGUAUCACGUUCCAAUCUCUGCAGGAGGAGUAGCAAAUAUAUUUGAUCUCCUGGAAGCCAGCAAAGCAGCCUUCAAUAUCAGGCACUUCUCAGUGAGCCAAACAACGUUAGAGGAGGUUUUCAUCAACUUCGCUAAAGAUCAGGCAGAUCCUGAUGGUGCAGAUGCAGGUCCUGAUGUGACAUUGGACAAUUCUGACACAAGCAGCCAAGUUAGCACCAUAAGCUCCAUCUACUGAAGGGACCCAAGCAAAGAAGAUCAUAGAAGCUGGGGAAAAAAAAAAUCUGAUAACUCCUCAGGGUUUCUUGCAGCCCUGUUUUCUGUGAUGCUGGAAUGUUGGGUAUAAAAUGUCCCAUAUUCUUAAAAUGCUCUUUUUAAAAUAUGCACUUAUUUUGUCACUAGGAACAUGACAGGCAUUUAAGACUGGCAUUUGGUUACAAAUCAGAUGGCUCUUUUCACAGAUUCCUCUAUUUUUUUCCCAAGUUCUUGUUUUAUGGUCACUUUAAUGCCUAUGAGGACUUAGUUGACAUUACCCGCUGUUCAUGGCCAUUUGCUUAAAGCAGAGAUGGCCUUGAAUGAGCAGAGGAGCUGUUGGUUGGCAGUGCAGGAUGUUUGACAAAAAAGCAGCCCUGUGGCUGCACUCUCUAAAAGCUCACACUCCACUCCUUGCUCAGGAACAGACUUUCUGGGUGAUCAUGGGAAAGUUACUCGGCCCUGACAGGCUCCCCACGGGUGCAGUAGGGUGCUUGGCCUUGCCCUACCUCAUGGGGGUGCUGUAAGGACCUAGUGUUACACGCUGAGAGUCAUAUAUGCUGUUGGUGGAGGUGAUGACAUAAAGCUUAUCUGUAUCUGUCAAUUAUGUCAGUACUAAUAUAAUUAUUUCAAAAGCCAGCACUUCCCCAUGGUUUUGGUUUGUUCCUCUAGUUUAUUCCAGCUCUAUGCAACAGCUCAAGUGUUGCAACCUCCCAUCUCAGGCCAUUCCUGACUCUUGGCAUCCAACAGAAGGUCACUGUACCAACCAGCCUCUUCCUCAUUUCGGCUGGUGUUCAGGGUUUCUCUGUUGCAGCAGAAUGGUCAAAGGCAGGUAUGUUUGUUGAACCCUCUGAUAUGAAGUUUGCUCCAUAAGACUGUGUUUCCCUGAGCAGAGUAAAAGCAGUGAAGAUCUUGUUCAGAAAACCUCUCUCUCUCAGGCUUUCUGCUUCCUUUCCAGUGACCUGCUUCCUUAACACCUGAGUGGUGGCUGCCCCCAUAACUCCAGAGCUGUGUUUUCAUACAUAAUAACACAUAGAACUUCUCCUUCAAAGACUCUGCUGUUGGCUUUAAAUGAGAUCUCUGCCUGCCUUUGAGCAGCAACCCCCCAGUAGAUGAGUUCAGCACACCAGCAUGCACACAUCCUGCUUUCUGAAUAGAUAGAACAGUUUAGCAUUACUCUUCAUUGCAUGUAUCAGCACAAGGCCUCAAAGUCUCAGUUUUGGGUCAGAGCAUUGAUGUACAUGGUGCUAUUCAAGCACAUAACCAACUUAAACUCUUUGAGCUCAAUAAACUGUGUUGCUGGUAAAAGAAAUUUGCUGACCAAGUCAGGUCGUACUCACCUUGUCAGACCUGGGAAAGCACUCACAGCACUUGG